UCCCUUCUCCCGGAAUGAGCUUGUUCCCGUCCCAGCCCGGCACACUGCCCGCUCCGCUCCUUCCCGCUGAAGUCACCCUGGUGUGUCCGGCCAAAAGACCGACCUUUCUUCUCCCUCUUACCCUGGCCGCGUGGCUCCCAACCGGAUAAACUGCUGCAUCCCCAGCUCCCGGCGUGCCAGGAGAGCGAGAGGAGCCAUGCGGCUCAAACCACCCCAACCCGGCUGAGGGCUCGUUACACAUUUACCUCGUGUUAAUGAGGCAUCACCGGCUGUUCCUGGCCUUCGGACCACAGGAUGCUUCGCAGGCAGCGACCUGGCCCCGAAGCCGUGGCAGGGCAGGGCUCUGGGGGUCCCGCGGGCCACAGGUCCCUCAGCCAGAGCCCAGCCAUGAGCCGCACGCUGCUCCUGCUCCUGCUGCUGCUGCGGGGCCCCGCCGCCAGCCGCCCCCCACACGCUGCCACCCCGCGCCUCAAGCUGCCCUUCCCCGAGCUGCGGUCUCGCCAUGGUCUGCGCCUCUUUGCGCUGGAGCGCUCGUGCUGCUACGAGGCCCUGCUGCUGGACGAGGAGCGCGGCCGCCUCUUCGCCGGAGCCCAGAACCAUCUCCUCUCCCUGGCCCUGGAUGACAUCAGCCAGCGGGACAGGAAGAUCUACUGGCCGGCACCAGUGGAGUGGAGGGAAGAGUGCAACUGGGCUGGGAAGGACAUCACCGCUGAGUGCAUGAACUUCGUGAAGAUCCUGCACCCCUACAACCGGACCCACCUGUACGCCUGCGGCACCGGCGCCUUCCACCCCGUCUGUGCCUUCGUGGAGGCUGGCCAGAACGCAGAGGAGCCCGUCUUCAAGCUGGACCCCCGGCGCACCGAGGAUGGCAAAGGAAAGAGCCCCUACGACCCUCGGCACGCGGCCGCCUCCGUCCUCGUGGGCGAGGAGCUCUACUCCGGGGUGGCCACCGAUCUGAUGGGCCGUGACUUUACCAUCUUCCGCAGCCUGGGCCGGCGUCCCUCCAUCCGCACCGAGCAGCACGACUCACGCUGGCUCAACGAACCCAAGUUCGUGGCCGUUUUUUGGGUGCCGGAGAGCGAGGAUCCAGAUGACGACAAGAUCUACUUCUUCUUCCGUGAGACGGCGGUGGAGCGGCAGCAGGGAUUGGGCAAGACCAGCUUUGCCCGCAUUGGCCAGAUCUGCCGGAAUGACAUGGGUGGGCAGCGCAGCCUGGUGAACAAGUGGACGACCUUCCUGAAGGCUCGUCUCAUCUGUGCUGUGCCGGGACCCGAUGGGGCAGACACCCACUUUGAUGAGCUCCGGGACGUCUUUCUGCUACAGACAAGGGACAAGCGCAACCCCCUCAUCUAUGCCGUCUUCUCCACCUCCAGCUCCGUUUUCCAGGGCUCAGCCAUCUGCGUCUACACCAUGGCUGACAUCCGCCGGGCUUUCCUGGGUCCCUUCGCACACAAGGAGGGUCCCAACUACCAGUGGGUGUCGUACCAGGGGCGCGUGCCGUACCCCCGCCCAGGCAUGUGCCCCAGCAAAACCUUUGGCACCUUCGGCUCCACCAAGGACUUCCCGGAUGAGGUGAUCCAGUUCGCUCGGCACCACCCACUGAUGUACAACCCGGUGCUGCCCCACAGCCAGCGCCCGCUCUUCCUGCAAGCUGCCGUGCCCUACACUUUCACCCGCAUCGCCGUGGACCGCGUCACUGCUGCUGAUGGACACUAUGAUGUCCUCUUCAUCGGCACAGAUGUGGGCACAGUGCUGAAAGUGGUCUCGGUGCCCAAGGAGAGCUGGUACCACAUGGAACCGCUGCUGCUGGAGGAACUGCAAGUCUUCCAGGAUGCCUCCCCCAUCACCAGCCUCCAGAUCUCCUCCAAGAGGCAACAGCUCUAUGCGGGCUCAGCCACGGCGCUGGCCCAGCUGCCCCUGCACCGCUGCGGAGCCUACGGCAAAGCCUGUGCCGAGUGCUGCUUGGCCCGAGACCCGUACUGUGCCUGGGACGGCACCACCUGCACCCGCUAUGUGCCCAACACCAAGAGGCGUUUCCGGCGGCAGGACGUCCGCAACGGUGAUCCCAACAUGCUCUGCUCUGAAGACCCUCGACAGGGCAGCGUGCCCCAGAAGCAGCUCUAUGGAGUAGAGGGCAGCACCGCCUUCCUGGAGUGCAUCCCGAAAUCCCUGCAAGCCCGCGUCUUCUGGAUGUACCAGCGGACACCAGAUGACCCCCAGCGAGAGGUGCAGAUGGACGAGCGCAUGGUGCGUACGGAGCGGGGCAUCCUGCUGCGCAGCGUGCAGCGUGCUGACACUGGCCUCUACCUCUGCCACGCCACCGAGCACGGCUUCACCCAGCCCCUGCUGCGGCUCGCCCUGGAGGUGAUCGGCACCCGGCAGGCAGCGGGCAUGGCUCCCCCAGGAGACCCCCAGCUCGCUGCCAGGUCCCCCGGCCACAAGGUGUGGUACCAGGACUUCCUCCAGCUGGUGGAGCGCCCACCGCUGGGAGCUGCGGACAGGGUCUGCCAGCGGCUCUGGAGCCGGGGGAGACCCUCACUGCCUCCCCGUGCCCACGCCGGACCCCCCGGCCAUGGGCAGAGCAAGGAGCCACGCAAAGCCCGCCGCCGGCGCACCCACGAGGGGCCGCGGGCAGAGCGGGGUCCCCGCAGCGCAUCCCCCUGGUGACCCCAGGGCUGGCCCCGGGUGCUGGGCUCUGCCUAGGAGCGGGGCUGCGGGCGGGGGCAAAGCCCCCCGACAGUCUUGGCUGCCCCAACGGCAGCUCCGGAGCUGGGAGCGGGCAGCACUGGGGGGGCUCCAGCUCCGGGACCAGGAGGGCAACCAGGCUGACCACCCCCCUCGAGGGACCACCGGUCACCCGUGCCAUCGACCCCAGCAGCAGUGGGGGAGCCAGCCGGCUGCCGGCACCGCAGCAUCACCGAAAUAUUUAUUAACGACUGUUACAGAUGAAUGUAAACUUGCCCCGGCGAGGGGGGGCAGCAGUGCCAGGCUGUGCCCCCCUCCCCAGGCAUGGAACAGCAGAGGGACGGGACAGCAGGGGCACCUCCAGGUCCAGAGGGGCUGCGGUGGGAAUGGGACCCCAGAGGGGCAGGAAGGGCACUGGUGGGAUGGGGGGCUUGGCAGGAGGAGGGGU
Messenger RNA from Cuculus canorus (common cuckoo), 3133 nucleotides. RefSeq names its product semaphorin 3B (gene SEMA3B). The record is from RefSeq and is a predicted model, not a curated record. Lineage: Eukaryota; Metazoa; Chordata; Aves; Cuculiformes; Cuculidae. Gene Ontology annotation, biological process: neural crest cell migration; negative regulation of axon extension involved in axon guidance; positive regulation of cell migration. Gene Ontology annotation, molecular function: semaphorin receptor binding; chemorepellent activity.